This is a messenger RNA of Pleurotus ostreatus (oyster mushroom), 1539 nucleotides long. RefSeq lists its product as uncharacterized. NCBI's taxonomy places the organism in Eukaryota, Fungi, Basidiomycota, Agaricomycetes, Agaricales, Pleurotaceae. The record is from RefSeq and is a predicted model, not a curated record. Gene Ontology annotation, molecular function: hydrolase activity, hydrolyzing O-glycosyl compounds. The transcript has 13 exons. Bases 1 to 1539 code for a protein of 512 amino acids.
AUGUCCGCCCGUAGGCGUUUAUCUAACUCCUGCAUCACCGCAGCUGUUCUAUCCUUGCUCAUCGGUCCGACGAAUGGGGCGACGGUCUCCAGUACGCCAGCCCAAACAUUCAGCGGCGUAGGUGGAUCGGGGGCUUGGUGGCCUAUGGAUUUGUUUCACUUUCCGGAAGCUACAAGGCAAAACCUAUCCGACCUCCUCUUCUCUGCGUCUGGUCUUGGACUCUCGAGCUAUAGGUGGAACAUCGGUGGCGGAGGCGUGAAUGUAUCGAAUCCGGUCCGCGCUCCUGAAACUUUCUAUGUCGCCCCGGGAGUCUACGAUUGGAACAAAGACGCGCAAGGAGUAUACUUCCUGAACGCGGCGGCGCAGCGUGGAGUACCAUCUCUAACAGCGUUUGUAAACAGCGCCCCGGCGCCUAUGACCGCUGGCAAGACCAGCUGCAACAGUCAAUUUGUUACGGGCAGCGGCGCAGCCUAUGGGACCUUCCUCGCGGAUGUGCUAUCCCACUUCAGGGGUCAGGGGAUCAACAUUAGCUACAUAUCACCCAUGAAUGAGCCAGAUAGCAGCUUCGGGCCGUCUCCCUGCGGACAAGAAGGGAUGGAAGUCGUGCCUAAUCAGCGUGCCGAAGUUGUGAGGGAGUUAUACAACGCGUUAAGUGUCAAGGGGUUACAGGGGACAGUUGGAAUCCUCGCCGAUGAAUCGUCCUCCUUGGGUAAUGCUAGGAACGAGUAUUCUUCCUGGUUGCCUCAGGUGAUUAACCAGGUUGCCGCUUUGGUUCAUCACACGUACGAUUUCCCCUCCGACGAUUCCUAUGCCUCGUACAUCAGCAAUGUCAGAAGUCUAUUCCCUGGCAAAACAACGUGGAUGUCGGAGGUGUGUUGCUCCCUGGGAAACGCGGAUGGCAGUGGGAGAGGAUGGUCGCAAGGGUAUGAUCCAACGAUCAAGAACGCGUUGAUGUUUUCGGGAAUGGUUUUUCAGAGUUUUCUCGUUGCCAACGAACCUCACUACGACUUUUGGACGCUGGUAUCAAAUGGAAUUGGAUGUUCCCCUCUCAACAAUCCAUCUUGCGUCAAUAAUCCGAAUUCUGCUGGCUGGACCGAUGGCUUGAUAUAUUAUGACAGUCAAUACGCGCGGAAUGGCAACUUUCAAUUAUACCUCACAAAACAUUUCUGGACCUUCAAGCACUUUGGCAACUUCGUCAAGCCUGGAAGUCAACGUCAUGAAAUAACAGGCUCAGAUGCGAACAAAUCAACGCUGGCAGUUUCCACGUCCACUGCAUAUAAUAUCAUCGCGAUGAAUCCUGGCAACUCCGACACGACGCUGACGCUCACGUUCCCAGAUGCUACCUGCGCGGGCCAAGCCUUCAGAACAUCUGCUAGCGAGGACUUCGCCACCGUAGCUGGUGCAACCAGGAGUGGCAAUAAUUGGGUAUUAUCUCUUCGCGCGAUGAGCCUGACGACUGGGAUCGUACUCGCCGCUAUUGUUCAGGUCUCUUCAUUUUCAUUACCCCGAACGUACCAAAUUGGGCUGGUAAAAAUGUAG